GUUCUCAUCCCGUCCAUCCUGCUUGCUUCCCGAAUACGCAAAAACUCUUGCGUAAACGGCAUUUAUUUCAUCAGCUAGAGAUGGCGGAUAAGGGAGGCCUAUUCCCUGCAAUUCAAGUGUUGCUCCAUUCGGGGUUUUUGAUUUAAAGAAGGGUGUGGGGGGUGUGAGGGGUGUGAGGAAUGAAAAAUCCAAUCGGUGCACUUUGGUUCGUAAGUAUAUUCUGGCCAAACACGGCUCGUCAAGAGGUAUAAGCCAGAUAGUGUCCGCUCACAUGUCGUCCCAACCUAUUGGAAUCCUGACCCACCACCAGAGAUUCCACACCCUGUUGGUAAUGGCUGCAUGGUUCCAGCUUAAAAUCCGAUUCAUGGAAGACAUACGUUCCGUUAAAUCAGAUAGGUUAUUGCAAGAACUGUACUGGCGGACAUGUUCCGUCAACAGAUGCCAUUCAAUAUCUUACACGUCUACGCUUCCAGCACGUCGUUCUAUAGUAACAGAUAUUAUGAGGUACGGCUUGAAAUUAUCCGAGUGGGGAAGUUGGGGGCUGGAGAUCGCUGGCCAGCCGGAUGACAGUUCAGAACCAAUCGUAAGCCCCUUUAGCACACUUAAGGGCUGCGAGGAAUCAAGUUCCAUCCAACUUUCCAAGCUCUUGAAUCAUUUGAACGUGGGACAGUGUUAUCGCCAAGUGGACGAAAGGCAGGAACCGGGCCAUGGUGUGGCACCCCCUGAUCGAGACGUUGGUUACACAGCGCUCCGAACUGCGAAUCUUUCCCCGGGUCGGGAUAAAUCAAGGGAGUCUUAGUGCAGAUUCAAUCUCUACUCUUACUUCGCAGACUACCUCGUCCAAAUUCAAGACCACGCGGUGCAAACGAAUGCUACUCCUGAUCAAGAGGAGCAGA
Molecule: messenger RNA, 896 nt
Organism: Hyaloscypha bicolor E
Lineage: Eukaryota; Fungi; Ascomycota; Leotiomycetes; Helotiales; Hyaloscyphaceae
Exons: 4
Coding region: 272-799 (175 amino acids)
Source: RefSeq, a predicted model, not a curated record